ACGUAAAAUCGAGGAAUGCACCUGUGAGUGUACACUGCUCCAAAACACACUUGUAUACUCCAAACGGUCGUCACAAAACUAUUGUCGUGAGAAGAAUAAAACAGUCGCAAUUUUUUUCAACUAAAAAACAAAAUAAUCAAACAACUUUAAACAAAAAUUGAAAAACAGUGAUUUUUAUAAGGAUACAGUUUUUGAGAGAUAUAAUAAAUAUUUCACUGAGAAUUUAUCACACAAGAAAGGACAAACAUUUUCUGAAACGGAAAAACAAAGCGAAUUGUCAUUAUGCUUUGAAAUGGAGCGUAUAUACAGAGCUGAAGCUUUUAUAACUUUAAAAACAAAUGGCAUUCAAAAUUCCGAUCCUGAUAUUAAUGCAAUAGACGAUGUUAAAUUUGCCAACAAACUUAAAAGUCAUACAACUAAAACAGAAGAAGAGGAAGAAGAAGAAGAGGAAAAUCAACAAGAUGAAAAAUUCAUAAAUAAAUCACUAAAUAUUGAGAAUAUUUCAUUAAAUUCAUUAGACACAAAAACGCACGAAUCAACAGAAUCAUUUAAUACCAGUGACUCGUCAAAGAAAGCAUCAAUUAACAGUUUUAAUGAAUAUCAAGAGGAACCAGAUUUUGAAACCCUCAUUAAAAGUCCCGAACUUCUUGAAAGUUAUUCCACACAAUUAGACAUCAAUGAUACUUCAAGUCCUAUAAUCGGCACAUUUUCCGGUAUUAAAAAAUGUCUCGUCGAUUUUAUGGAAGAGGAGAAAAUGAAAGUUCGAAAAGAAUCCUACACCUCCGAAAUAGAUGCAGAAGAUAUUGUUUUUAAUGAAAGCUUUCAGCAAAUAACGGAAAUUAAAUCACUUUUUCUUUUUAAUGAGAGUGAAGUGAACGAAAAAAUAGUAGAAACCAGUCAAGUUCCACAAAAUGUUGAAGCAAAUGAAGAAAUUGAAGAAAAAAACAAAAAUCAAGUACAAGAAGAAAAUAAAGAAAAGGAACAGAACAUAAUAAAAGAAUACAGAGGAGAAGAAAAUGAAGGUAAAGAAGAAAAAGAAGAAAUUAAAAUAAGAGAUGAAGUUAUACAAGAAAAAACAGAAAAUCAGGAAAAUAAAUUAGAAUUUAAAAAAGAAAUUCUGGAAAUUAACGAAAAUUUUAAAACACCAAAAGUCUUUGAUUUUCACAAACCAAUUUCAAAAUUAGAUCAACCAAUUUAUGACGAGCCUUUUAUUGGAAACUUGCACAAAAAUACAAAAAAUACCAAAAAAUCCAAUUACGAUCAUUCAACACUACCGAAUAUGAAAAUUCAUCGAUUUUCCACCAAACAACCGCGACGAUGUAACAGUUUAAAAUCGAUUGAUGAAGGUGUCGAAUUAAUCGAUCCAAAUUUCGACGAUAUUUGCUAUCAUGGUAACAAAAAUGGUUGUACAGUUGCUGUACAAAAACCAGAGGACGUCAGUCAAGAAGUAUUCAAAGACAAUUGGAUGCAACGUUUAGAAUCUUUACGACAAAAGGAAGCAUUACUCAAAGACAAAGAAAUUGCUCUUCAAAGUCGCGAACGACUUCUCUUUAAAAAAGAAAAAGAACUUCGCAUUCUCGAACGAAUGGUAAAGGAUAAAAUGAAACAGGCGGAAUUAUAUUUAAAACGUUGCAAAAAUUCCCAAAGUCUUGAAAAUGUUUUCGACGAGAAAUUCAUUGACACUAAAUCAUCAUCAGGUUCAGCGGCCUCACGAGUUGGUCAAGUUCUCAAUGUUCCAAAUAAUAGCGGCAAACGUGUGCCAUUUAUGGGCGAAAAUUUUUGGCUUCAAGCACCCGAAUUAAAAUAUGAAUUGUCAAAGGAAAAUUUAAAAAGUUUACCACCAUCGAGAGCGUCGUACGCGACACUUCCAUCAGACGUGAAAUAUGGCAGUAAAUUUAGUGCCUACAGCAGUUUUCGAUGUCGACCAAAACCACGAAUUUCAUACGAUGACUUGGAUUCAACAUUAUCGGCCGAUAUUGGCGAUUCAUCGUUAAUUGUAACAUCAAGAAAAUUUGAUCCAAUUGUCUGUCGAAAACCCGCGGCAUUCACGAGAUCGGCAAGUGAGAGACGACCAAAAAUUGAAAGUAAUAAAAUUAUUUCAAAGGAACAAUAUUUUAUGGACGAUAAUGGAGAAUUUGAGGAGGAUAAAAUUUUCCGUAAAGUGAGUGAUAAUAUUUUCGCCUCACAGGACAAGGAAACGAAAUUUCUUAACUAUGGUGUUAUUGAUGAUGGUAAUAGUGCCAAAAGUAUUGAUCGUAAUUAUGCGAAAUCCGAGGACGAUGAGAAAAAAUCAUUAAAUCUUGAUAAAGCGAAAAACAAGAAUACAAAAGGUUUAAAAACAAGACCCGUGUCAUGGAGUGCCGAGACAGACGAUUGGCUUCAACGGAAACGAGAAGCUUUUAAUUUAACGCACAAAAAAUGUGUCAAUAACUGUGAUAAAGAAAACCACGAAUUAAAACCGAAAACUUCCAAUUAUUCAACAGUGAAGAAAAAGAGUUGGAAGGGAAAAAAAUUCAGUAUUUUUCGAUAAAAAUUCAAGCCUUGGAUUUAAAUUUGUAUACGAAUAGAAUAAGACAAAUUGAAUUAAAUUUUUAAAUUAUAUAAAUCUCCACAUUUUUGUAAAGUUUUAAAUAAAAAAAAUCCUAUUAUUAUUAUUAUUAAAAUCUGAAUUUUACU
Molecule: messenger RNA, 2676 nt
Organism: Leptopilina boulardi
Lineage: Eukaryota; Metazoa; Arthropoda; Insecta; Hymenoptera; Figitidae
Product: DNA ligase 1-like
Exons: 2
Coding region: 293-2530 (745 amino acids)
Source: RefSeq, a predicted model, not a curated record